AUGUGGGAUUCCAGCAAACAUGUGUGUUCUCCUGAACAGCCCAGAACCAACUCCCUGAGUCCCAGUGACAGGACAGCGAAUCGAUUUCUCUCCCUUUCCACAGUGUCCAGCACAGGACCUGGCAAAGAGGAGGUGGAUUGGGGGGUGGUGUCAGAUACCAAAUUCCAUUUGGGAUGUCCUAACCAAAACCGGCUCUUGUCCCAAAACAGGAAGCAGAGGAAAAACCACACCAGCAAACUGCAAGAGCUGGCAUUGAUGCUGCCAGUGACCCUGAAGACUGGUACCAAGAAGCUCACCAAGAAGGAGGUUCUCUUGCACGUCCUGCAGUACAUUCACUACCUACAGAGCAGCAUCAAUGUGACCAAGGCCUUGCUCCAACUCCACACCAACCAUGGGCAUGGCGGGCUCAGGGGGCUGGGUUGGAACCCUGCUGCAGGCCCCGCAAAGCAGAGACUCUCCACCCCAUCCAGCUCCCCACACUCUCAGAAGUCCCGUCUUUGGGGAGCAUGCCGGAAACCUCGGAAGAAAAAGCCUACCCGAGCAUCAGAACGCCAGACCCGGGCCCAGAACCCUCGUCGCUGUCUGGCCCUGGAGAAGCCUGAGAAGCUGGAGACCCCAUCUCCAGACCAAAAAGGAGGAAAUGUGGUGGGGACCACCACCCCUCCAAGAUGCUGGGACUCCUGCAGUCUACCCAGGGCUGAGGAAUCCUCAUUUCAAGGUGACAGGAAGGGAGGAAGACGCCAGCUGACAUUGCUGGAUGUGGCUGAGAACAGCGCCCACUGUGACAUCUCAAGCUGCUGUGUCAAAUAUGAUACUCAGGAUUCGGGGUCUUAUCCUGCUUUUGAGGCCCAGCAAGGGGUCGAGAUGAUCCAUUUUCUCAACAAGACCCAGCCUGGUCCCAGGCAGAAGCUGGUGUUCUAUGAUUCUGGCGAGGAGGUGGGCAAGGAGUCCCCAAAUGCUGACCCUUGGAUUCCUGCCUGGACUGCAGAGGGCAGCCCCCAAGAGAGCCCACUGGCCUUGGGGCCUCCCCAGAUUACCAACCUGUUGGAGACAGACCCCCUGAAGGAGAUCCUAGGGCUCAGCCCCUCCCUCUUCAGCUCCCCAGGGAAAUUGCUGCCUGAACAGAUCUUGGAGGAUGGCAAUGAAUACCUGACCCAAGCUCUCUUUGAGGAAAUAUUGUUAGAUUCUGCACCUUCACCUUCUGCCUGCAUCCUCGAGGAACCACAGAAGAAGGACAUGCCCCCUGAGGUCCCCAAAGACCCCCCUGACUCCCACGACCUGGGCCAGUCCUCGGUCUCGCUGGACCACUGCUACCUCUCGCUGAGUGAAAACAGCAAGGUGCCGUCCAGCCCCAGCUCGGAGGACAUGGACACAGACUCGGUGUGGAGGCAGCAGGAGGACACUCAGGCUGACUUCGAGGGCCUGCAGUCCUCCAGCGAAGACGGGGACUACACGUGGACCCCUACCCGGCGGGUCUCGCCUCUGCCCAUGGCCGGGAGGAAGGCCAGGAAGGGCCGGGCCAGCCGGCGUCCCUCCAAGUCCAAGGAGAGCAAGAAAGCCCCUGGCACCCCGCAGAUGAAGAAGAAGUGUGUCAACGGCUUCAUCAUGUUCUGCAGGAUGAACCGGAAGCAGUACAUCCGAGCCUGCCCUGGGACCGCAUCCACGGCCGCCACCAAGGAGCUGGCCCAACUCUGGCGGGUAAUGACCCUGCAGGAGCGAAAACCAUACUGCACCAAGGCGCGCAGGUUCAGUCGCCAGCACAACCGGAUCGUGAAGCAGGACAGCUCCAGCAGUGAGGACGAGAACUGGGAGACCCCCAAACCCUUCUACCAGCUGCUGGCCGAGAAGGCCCGAGGCUCCCCAGACCCAGUCUCUCCGGAGUUUCAGCAAGGGUGA
Messenger RNA from Budorcas taxicolor (takin), 1896 nucleotides. It is a transcript of the gene MEIOSIN, whose product is annotated as meiosis initiator. The record is from RefSeq and is a predicted model, not a curated record. NCBI's taxonomy places the organism in Eukaryota, Metazoa, Chordata, Mammalia, Artiodactyla, Bovidae. Gene Ontology annotation, molecular function: protein dimerization activity. Bases 1 to 1896 code for a protein of 631 amino acids. The transcript has 14 exons.